GUUGGAUUAGCAAAACAUAAUUGGCCAAAAAAUUCUAUCCAAUUGGAGAGUACGACAUUCAACCUAAUGGCAGAAACUUAUGGCGACAAUUGGGCAGAGGCAUCAGCAGACGUGUAUUUGCCGUCGGUCAAUUGCACCAUAGAAUAUGCCAACGCAAACAAACUGCAGCAGGAUCAUCCGUGCGUUAUUCGCCUUAUUCGUCGAAAUUAUUUGCUCCAACCAGCACCCAAAAGCCUCUCCUACAGACUGGAUCAUCCAGGAUCGCCCGAUCCUUCCGACGGACAAUCUCAGGCUAUUUUGGAAAUCUUGCAAAAUAAAACGAAUGGAUUUUUCAUUGAAUGCGGCGGCUACGACGGCGAGUUUCUAUCCAACACGCUAUUUAUGGAACGCUAUCUUGGCUGGAGCGGAUUGCUGAUUGAAGCUGACAGGAAAGCUUUCAACAAGCUUUUGACCCGUAACCGUAAGGCUUACACCACACCGGUCUGCCUUAGUACGGAACUUUAUCCCAUACAAGUGAAUUACAAUGCUACUGUCGGAACCCUAAGUUCUAUCCUCGAAACAAAUGACGUUCAACAAACAGGAAAUUUAACGGGCGAUAAAAAUCAUCACAAAGUCUCAAAUAACAGCAAGAAAAACACUAAAGACAUUUACAAAGUUCAAUGUUUCCCGCUGUAUUCCAUCCUUCUCGCCAUUGGCAGGACCCACGUCGAUUACUUCGGUCUCGACGUCGAGGGAUCAGAGUACAAAAUAUUGAAAACUAUUCCGUGGCAAAAAAUUAAUGUUAAGACGCUGACUGUGGAGUGGAAUCACACGCCCGAAGGUGAGGCCGCUAUAACUCGUCUAAUGGAGAGCAACAAAUUUAUCAAGUUUGGUCUGAUUUCCAUGCCAUACUCACGUGAAGUAGUCUACGUUCGAGACUUUCUUAACGACUAUAGAAAAUCAAAAGAUUAGUAAAUGUAGAAAACUGCGGGGAAGUAAAAUAAGGUAAAUUACAACCAUAUAAAAGUAAAUUAUAGGGCGGUAGUGUCGAAUAUGUGAAAUCAAGACCGUGAUCGGUGACCGACUAGGUUAGAUCAUAUUUUUUUUCCCCUGACACGCUUGAUGCAUUUUUUAUUUCCUUUCGGCAAUAUUUGUAAACAAAAAAAAAAAUAAUAAUAAUAACACAAAAAAAAGAUGGGGGCUGACUGAUGAGCGAAUGUUACUUUUCACCGGGCGUGCAUACAUUUUUUUGUUCAUAAACCAUUUGAUUCAGAUUAGCUCUCACUUACCAAUCUAACCAUGUGCUAUCUAAUCAGAAAAAAAACAAUUUCAAAAAUAACAAAUAAAUAAUAGCUGACGAAAAAGAAAUCAAAAGUAAUCGACUUCCAGAUUGGAAAGCGCAUGAGCGUAAGAAAUUGGACAAUGAACACGGGCGAUUUUGCUGUAAAGCUGAUUGGAUCCGACAUAGACGGGCUCUUUCUUCGACAAUUUGUUGUAGGUGUGAACGGCGUAGCUUUGGAAAAUGGCGUCGUCACCGCUGACGUUGGAGAAGCGAAACAUUCGCUUCCAUUCGGCGAAUUUGUAGGGAUACAAAUAAGUUUUAGGAAGGACGCGGAUGUCCGGGCAAAGGAACACCGGAUAAGUCGGCAGAGGUGCUCGCCUCUGGCAAUAUUUGAGCAGAACCGACUGGAACAUUGCCGGGCCGGAAUAGGACCACUUCUUCGGAUGAUAGGAAGAGGCCAGGUAGGUCAUCAUCUUCCGGACGAUGGGGUGAUCCUUCUGGAAAUGGAACGAAGAUCCAGUCAAGACACUGUCGUCUUCUUCCGGCACGAAAUUCCAGAAAAUGUUGUCAUCAAACGGCUUGAGGGCGACAAAGUCGAGAUCCAUGUACAUCCCUCCGCCCUUGUAGGAGCUGAGGAUGCGGAU
Molecule: messenger RNA, 1905 nt
Organism: Daphnia pulex (common water flea)
Lineage: Eukaryota; Metazoa; Arthropoda; Branchiopoda; Diplostraca; Daphniidae
Product: protein Star-like
Exons: 5
Coding region: 67-951 (294 amino acids)
Source: RefSeq, a predicted model, not a curated record